GCUAUGUCCAAUGGGGUCUACGUGCCACCCAGUGCGGCCAACGGGGACGUGAAGCCAGUGGUCUCCACAACACCGCUGGUGGACUUCCUCAUGCAGCUGGAGGAUUACACACCCACGAUCCCAGAUGCUGUCACAGGCUAUUACCUCAACAGAGCAGGAUUCGAGGCCUCUGAUCCACGCAUCAUUCGUUUGAUCUCUCUGGCCGCACAGAAGUUUAUUUCUGACAUUGCAAAUGAUGCGCUGCAGCACUGCAAGAUGAAGGGAACAGCCUCAGGCAGCUCCCGCAAUAAGAGCAAGGAUAAGAAGUACACGCUGACAAUGGAAGACCUGACACCAGCACUUGCAGAAUAUGGCAUCAAUGUGAAAAAGCCACAUUACUUCACAUAA
Phaethon lepturus (White-tailed tropicbird) is the source of this 387-nucleotide messenger RNA. It is a transcript of the gene TAF10, whose product is annotated as TAF10 RNA polymerase II, TATA box binding protein (TBP)-associated factor, 30kDa. Gene Ontology annotation, biological process: transcription initiation at RNA polymerase II promoter. The transcript has 4 exons. Gene Ontology annotation, cellular component: transcription factor TFIID complex; nucleus; SAGA complex. The record is from RefSeq and is a predicted model, not a curated record. Lineage: Eukaryota; Metazoa; Chordata; Aves; Phaethontiformes; Phaethontidae. Gene Ontology annotation, molecular function: promoter-specific chromatin binding; RNA polymerase II general transcription initiation factor activity. The annotation marks the transcript as partial.